AUGUCCGAACCCGAUCCCAAACCUCGCCAACGUUCAGUACAAUGGUCACCAGCGACGACGCCGGAGAGUAAACCGAUUCCACCUUCUUCAUGGGCGAAGAAAACAGGUUUUAAGCCGAAAUUCUCCGGCGAGGCCAAUGCCGGUGAUUCUGGUCAGAUAAGCUUGCCGGUUAAGUCCAGAGAGCCUGACGUGAGCUCGGAUCUUGAAGCUGGCCGUGGUAGAGCUCUUCCUCUUCCGGCGGUGACAAAUGGUGUGGCGAAAGUUCUACCUUCUAAGGAUUUGGUAGUGAAGAAGCGGAGAGACUCUGAUGGAGUUCCGAGUGUCAUUGGUCAGACCAAUGCGGAACUUCCGGUUCGGAGAACUGCGAGGACCGAUGAAGCUGUUGGUUCCUUGCCGCAGACUGUGGAUGACGAUGAAUUUGUGUCAAGGCAUUCACAUAUGAAGUAUGAGCUUAGAGAUUCACCUGGUUUAGUUCCGAUCGGUGUGUAUGGUAUUCAGCAUUAUGUUUCUAUAUUAGGUUCAUUGAUUCUCAUUCCACUUGUUAUUGUUCCUGCAAUGGGAGGUACUCAUGAGGAUACUUCUACUAUGGUAUCAACUGUGUUCUUCAUGUCUGGAGUGACUACACUCUUGCAUACUAUUUUUGGGUCUAGGUUGCCAUUGAUACAAGGGCCUUCUUUUGUUUAUCUGGCUCCAGUUUUGGCGAUCAUCAACGCGCCCGAAUUUCAAGGAUUAAAUGGAAAUAAAUUCAAACAUAUAAUGAAGGAGCUGCAAGGGGCUGUAAUUAUUGGAUCUGCUUUUCAAACUUUCCUUGGAUAUUCCGGACUUAUGUCCCUGUUAGUAAGGUUUAUCAAUCCUGUGGUUGUAUCCCCAACCAUUGCUGCAGUUGGACUUUCAUUUUAUGGUUAUGGUUUUCCUCUAGUUGGCACAUGUCUUGAGAUUGGUGCAAUACAGAUAUUUGUAGUUAUUGUUUUUUCUCUUUAUCUUCGUAAACUAUCUGUUUUUGGACACCGCAUAUUUCUUAUAUAUGCAGUUCCUUUGGGUUUGGCAAUUACAUGGGCAGUUGCUUUCUUGCUGACUGAAGCUGGAGCCUACAACUACAAAGGGUGUGACAUAAACAUACCUGCCUCAAAUAUGGUUUCAGAACACUGCAGAAAGCAUAUUUCAAGGAUGAAACAUUGUCGAAUUGAUACUUCUCGUGCACUGAAAUCGUCCUCAUGGUUUAAAUUUCCCUAUCCAUUGCAAUGGGGUACUCCUGUCUUCAACUGGAAAACGGCUGUUGUGAUGUGUGUGGUUUCCUUAAUCUCAUCUGUAGAUUCGGUUGGCUCAUAUCACGCAUCUUCAUUAUUGGUAGCAUCCAGACCUCCAACUCCCGGGGUUCUUAGUCGCGGAAUUGGUAUGGAAGGUCUUUGUAGUGUGUUGGCUGGUCUAUGGGGUACUGGAACUGGAUCUGCAACUUUAACUGAAAAUGUUCAUACAAUUGCUGUGACUAAAAUGGGAAGCCGCGGAGCAGUUCAAUUGGGUGCAUGUCUUCUGAUAGUGUUAUCUCUCGUGGGGAAGGUUGGAGGGUUCAUUGCUUCAAUUCCUGCAGUCAUGGUUGCUGGUCUCCUAUGCUUUAUGUGGGCAAUGCUUACAGCAUUGGGCUUGUCGAAUCUACGUUAUAGUGAGGCUGGAAGCUCUCGCAAUAUCAUCAUAAUUGGAUUAUCACUGUUCUUCUCUCUUUCCAUACCUGCAUAUUUUCAACAAUAUGGCAUCUCUCCGAAUUCCAACAUGUCAGUGCCAAGUUAUUUUCAGCCUUACAUUGUGGCUUCUCACGGGCCUUUCCAAAGCAAAUAUGGAGGGUUGAACUAUAUUCUGAACACGAUAUUUUCGCUGCACAUGGUGAUCGCUUUUCUCGUUGCUUUUAUCUUGGAUAAUACUGUACCUGGCAGUAAGCAAGAACGUGGGGUAUACGUUUGGUCGGAACCUGAUGUUGCUAGAAGAGAUCCUGCUGUUACCAAAGACUAUGGGUUGCCAUUGAGAGUUGGUCGGAUUUUCAGAUGGGUGAAGUGGGUUGGCCUGUGA
Messenger RNA from Vicia faba (fava bean), 2061 nucleotides. The record is from the annotation of a GenBank genome assembly. Lineage: Eukaryota; Viridiplantae; Streptophyta; Magnoliopsida; Fabales; Fabaceae.